This is a messenger RNA of Ctenocephalides felis (cat flea), 660 nucleotides long. RefSeq lists its product as uncharacterized. The transcript has 4 exons. The record is from RefSeq and is a predicted model, not a curated record. Bases 52 to 660 code for a protein of 202 amino acids. Lineage: Eukaryota; Metazoa; Arthropoda; Insecta; Siphonaptera; Pulicidae.
GAUUUUAAAACACUUGUCUAAAAAUUAGUUGUUAUUAAAUUAUUACUCAAUAUGGAUAGAUUUCCAAUUGCUCAAAGCUUAAUACAAAACCUCCGAGAUGAUCUCGACCAAGACAUGUGUAAAUUUGCAGAAUUGAAGACUGAAUUAAAAAAUCUACGUAAUAAACAUGAAGAGUGUAUGUCGAACUAUGCUACAGAAUUAAAUAAACACGAUUUUCUUUCAAAGAAAAUGGCUAUAGCUGAAAAAGAGAAUGCCGAGGCUGCAAAUAUUGUAAAACAAGCAAAAGAAAAACAGGAUAAUUGCAUCAAUGCAAAAAAAAAAAUCCAAGAGCACUAUGAAUGGUUUAUGAAAGACAUUAAAAGUGAGCUGGAUUACUAUAAAGAAUAUAAUGGGCUGGAGUUGAAAAUAAUAUUGGAAUCGAACAAUAUAUAUCAGAUUAAAUAUACAUUCUCUUUCAACAAUGAAACUUCUUCAGACAAGUACUAUGUCCUUUGCGAGUAUAAUGAGAAUAAUGAAACUCAUAAAUUAUUAGAAAUGCAGCCUAAGCUAGAAUAUUUUCAUAUGCUACAAAAGAAGUUGGAAGUUGAUAAUUGUAUAAGUGAAAUGCUGGCUGUAGCGAGAUAUUUGUUUAAAAGGCUUAACGAAGAAGUCAAAAGCUGA